CAGGUGUGCCAGAGAGAGAACUACUCCAUUCUAGGCAGCUGGGAACUUCGGGUGACUAUCUUGCAUAUCCAUGCAAUCACAAGACUCAUUGGUCUUUGAGGAUGUGGCCGUGUGCUUUACCCAGGAAGAGUGGGCUUUGCUGGAUUUUUCUCAGAGGAAUCUCUAUAGAGAUGUGAUGAUGGAAACCUUCAGGAACCUGGACUCAGUUUCUCAACAGGAUAACAAUGGAGAAAAGUUUUCCAGUGAACAUACAGUAGUGCGAUUGAUGAAGAAUGACUCCUGGUCAUCCAUGUCAGGAGAAAUCUUUGAAUUCCGUGGCAAUGAAAAUCAGCCCAACAACCAGGGAAGGCAAACGAGAAAAUAUGUGAUAGAGAGCCUCCAUGCAAAUAAGGAAGAGAAAGUAAAGAAAUACAAAAAAGUUAAUCAGUGUGGAAAAACUUUCAGUCGCAUUGCCGAUCUUACUAGGCUUAAAAAAAUUACUGUUGGAGUAAAUCCUUUUGAAUGCAGUGAGUGCGGAAAAGUCUUCAUGGAUCAUUCAUCAUUUAAGCAUCACAUCAGAUUUCACACUGGAUACAGACUCUAUCAUGAGGAAUGUGGAGAAGCCUGCAGUUGUCCCUCUUACCUAAAACCUCGUGUAAGAACACUCACUGGAGAGAAACUUUGUAAAUGUAAGGAUUGUGAGGAACCCUGUAGUUGUUCAUCUUUUUCUAAACAUAAAAGAAGUCACUGUGGAGAGAGGCCUUAUGAAUGUAAGGAAUGUGGAAAAGACUUUAGUUUCUCAGAACUCACUAGUUAUAUAAGAACUCACAGUGGAGAGAGGCCUUAUGAAUGUAAGGAAUGUGGGAAAGCCUUUCGUCAUUCCUCAUCCCUCACUACGCAUAUAAGAACACACAGUGGAGAGAAGCCUUAUGAAUGUAAGGAAUGUCGGAAAGCCUUUAUUUGUUCCUCACACCUCACUACACAUAUAAGAACUCACAGUGGAGUGAAGCCUUAUGAAUGUAAGGAAUGUGGGAAAGCCUUUAGUCAGUCCUCAAGCCUAACUACACAUACAAAAAUUCACAGUGGAGAGAGGCCUUAUGAAUGUAAGGAAUGUCGGAAAGCCUUUAGUCGGUCCUCAAGCCUUACUACACAUAUAAGAACGCACAGUGGAGAGAAGCGUUAUGAAUGUAAGGAAUGUGGGAAAGCCUUUAGUGAUUCCUCAUCCCUUGCUACACAUAUAAGAACUCAUAGUGGAGAAAAACCUUAUGAAUGUGAGCAGUGUGGGAAAGCUUUUAGUCAGUCAUCAAGCCUCACUACUCAUAUAAGAACUCACAGUGGAGAGAGGCCUUAUGAAUGUAAGGAAUGUGGUAAAGCCUUUAUUCAGUCCUCAAACCUCACUAAGCAUAUAAGAACUCACAGUGGAGAGAGGCCUUAUGAAUGCAAGGAAUGUGGGAAAGCCUUUAGUGAUUCCUCAUCACUUACUACACAUAAAAGAACUCAUAGUGGAGAAAGGCCUUAUGAAUGUAAGGAAUGUGGGAAAGCCUUUAGUUGGUCCUCAAACCUUACUAAGCAUACAAGAAUUCACAGUGGAGAGAAGCCUUAGGAAUAAAGGAAUGUGACAAAGUGCUAUUCCUUCUUGCCCCAGGGAAGACAAAAGUUAUGUUGGAGAGAUAGGUUUUGAAUUCAAGGAAUGUGAGAAGGUCUAGCUAUUUUUAAUGCCUCACUAAACAUAUAAGAACUGACAGUGGGGAGAACCCUUAUAUAUGUGAGGAAAAAGGGAAACUCCAGUUCUCAGCACUUGGAAGACGUGAGAAGGUUCACUGGAAAGAAUACAUGUGUAAAUAAUGUUGGAAACCUUUUGGUCAUCCCUCAUUGUUUUGAAAAUCAGAAAAGAAACACGAGAUAGAAACUAGUGUAAAGAAUGUACUAUGGGAAAAUUUUUACUUUUCCCGCUGUAUUUCCUGAGAUGUGAGGUUUUCACACAUAUGGUAAAGCCUUCAAUAAUUACUGAAUGUGAGGUGGUAUUUGAGAAAAAUGUAAGGAACAUGGAAACACCUGUGAAUCUUUUGGAAUUCUAACAAAACGUAAGAUAUUACAUUGUGGGUUGAUUCUAUAAAUGUAAAAAAUGGAAACCUUUGGUGUCCCUUCUCACUUAGGAGCCCUGUGAGACCUGACACACAGACUCUGUGACUGUAAGCAAAGUACUCUUUCAGUUAUAGUACAUUGCUUUAGGGAAGUAUCAAAAUGUCAUUCUGCUUCUGUUAUAUUCGAAAUUUCUAUUACAAAGUCUCUUCAGCUUAUGAGUAUCUUAGAAGUGGGUUUUCUUUUUUAUCACCUGUUUUUGAAGUUUUUAUACUUCACAUUCUAAUGCAGCAUGUUCUCAGCAAAAAUUGGUUUUUAGGCCAUGAAUCAGUAUCCCACACUUGUUUGGGUAUUUUCUCUAGCCUCCUUUUAUGCAAAGCUGUGUUUUCUUAAACAGUGGAUCAUUACUGUGUGUGUAGUGUUGUACUGAACAUUUUUUGCAUUGCUUCUCUUUAUUCUUCCCAACCAUUAUCCCUGGUUUACUGAUAGAAUGUCCCUCAGAAAUGGUGCUGUGAGAAGCAGAAAGGAUUGCUCAUUUUUGGGAUCCACGCAUAUCCACAACCUGAUGUAGCAGCAGUAGAGCUUCUGCACAGCACAGGCUCGGGCUGCAUUUUGAGACAGUGUCUUUUUGGUAAUGCUAUGGUUUCAGGAGAGAGUGCCAGGCCAGGAGGUGAGGUUAUGAUUGUUAGGUGCUCCAUUUGGGUGCAUACCUCCUGUAGGACGUGGAGGUUUAUGCAGAGCCACCACCCCGUGCUGAACUGGCGGUUUCCUCCAUGACUUAUCAUGUAAGUUGUCUAGGAAAUGGUCCUACAUCCAUAAGCAUUUCCUAUUAGGUUUCCCAUUUGCCGAGUAAUUCACCUUUCAGAACCAUCUUAUGGAAUGGGCACCCUAAAGUGAUAGUUGAAAUACUGAAAGGCAGGAAAUGGUGGCAGUGUACAAUGGGGAGUUUUCAAUAAAUGGCUACAUGUCACAAUAUUGAACUGCAAGUAAAUGAAUUUGUCAAAAAAAGUUUUAGUCUACCAUAGGAGAGGCAAUCAUAGCUUACUGUUGUUUGAAAGGCAGGGUAUAAAAUGGUGUGUCCUUGAUGGCAAUUUUAUAAAAAGUGCAGACAGAUCAGUUGUAGGGAAGCCUAGAAAGUUAACAGGGAUUCUCUCCCGAAGAGGAGACUUGAUUGCUUUAGUCAUUUUGCUUCUCCCUAAUUUACAAUUUUUUUAUAGUCACUGCCCAUUACAUAUACAAUUUUUUAAAGUUUAAAAACAGUAAAUUCUCUUGGAAUGCACACUAGUACAAGUUUUGAUGAAUUCAUAUAAUUAGUACCACUAGAAAAGUACAGAAUACCUCUUCUCUCCAAAUGAAUCAUAGUACUGCCCCUUUUUAGUGAAACCUUCCCUUCAUCGUGAAUCCUUGGCAACUGUCCUUAUAGUAGUCAUUCAGUAUGUAGCUUUUAGAGUCUGGCUCCUUUCACUUUGCAUUAUGAAUUUGAGAGUCAUCCACGUUGAAUGUAUUGAUAGUUCCUUUUUAUUGUAUUCUGUUGUAUACACACCUCAUUUUGUAUAUU
Messenger RNA from Trichechus manatus latirostris (Florida manatee), 3619 nucleotides. RefSeq names its product zinc finger protein 501-like. Gene Ontology annotation, biological process: regulation of transcription by RNA polymerase II. Gene Ontology annotation, cellular component: nucleus. The transcript has 4 exons. Bases 71 to 1582 code for a protein of 503 amino acids. The record is from RefSeq and is a predicted model, not a curated record. Gene Ontology annotation, molecular function: DNA-binding transcription factor activity, RNA polymerase II-specific; RNA polymerase II cis-regulatory region sequence-specific DNA binding. NCBI's taxonomy places the organism in Eukaryota, Metazoa, Chordata, Mammalia, Sirenia, Trichechidae.